Molecule: messenger RNA, 1320 nt
Organism: Medioppia subpectinata
Lineage: Eukaryota; Metazoa; Arthropoda; Arachnida; Sarcoptiformes; Oppiidae
Source: the annotation of a GenBank genome assembly
AUGGAUCACAAGAGUGAGGAUCAAAGCGAAGUCCAAGAUCUUAGUAUACCAUCAAAUCCAUCACAUCUGAGCUGUCAGUUUGAAAUGUCAGCUCUGAUACAAAACUCGCCGAUUAGUGAUAUAAACGCAAUGACUUCUGUUUCUCACAUCACUAACUAUAAGGAAUCAAAUAAUCGUAAUCUUCGUUACUAUAGUCCAGAAGUGGGAAUCGGAGAACACAUGACUCUGAAUGCGACCACAAUUGCACCCGAAUAUGAAGAACUCCAAAACAGUCCCAAUUUGUCGCUUAAAACUUGUGCACAAAAUGGCAAUUAUUUAAUGAAUGGCAACAAUGGAGCCAACGGUCCGUCCAGAGGGUUGGGAACAUUGGGUGAAGGGUUCCCGUAUUCGGAGCAACAGAUAGCGUGUGUGUGUCAGGCCAUGCAACAGGCCGACAAAAUCAAGAAGUUAGAAGAGUUUAUGGGAUCUCUUCCAUCAAACGACCAGAUUAUGCGAAACGAAGAGAUGUUACGCGUGAGAGCGGCCGUCGCCUUCAACAACAAGAACUUCACGGAAUUGUAUCGCAUCCUAGAGUCGCAUCAAUUCCAUGCGGACCACCACAAGGAGCUGCAGAGGUUGUGGCACGAGGCCCACUACGAACAGCUCGCCAUCAAGUCGCAUCAAUUCCACGCGGACCACCACAAGGAGCUGCAGAGGUUGUGGCACGAGGCCCACUACGAACAGCUCGCCAUCAGUCGCAACAGAAAACUCGGAGCCGUCGACAAGUAUAGGAUCAGAAAGAAGUAUCCGCUGCCGCACACCAUUUGGGACGGCGACGAAUUCGUCUACUGUUUCAAAGAGAAGUCCAGAGCGGAGCUCAAAAGGAGUUACGAAAUGGCCAGAUAUCCGUCGCCCGAAGAGAAGAAGAAAUUGGCCAAAAUUACUGGCCUUACAUCCACUCAAGUAAGCAAUUGGUUUAAGAACCGACGACAACGAGACAGAUCGCCUACAAAUGAUGCCAAUCAUCAAAGGAUCAGAAAGAAGUAUCCGCUGCCGCACACCAUUUGGGACGGCGACGAAUUCGUCUACUGUUUCAAAGAGAAGUCCAGAGCGGAGCUCAAAAGGAGUUACGAAAUGGCAAGAUAUCCGUCGCCCGAAGAGAAGAAGAAAUUGGCCAAAAUUACUGGCCUUACAUCCACUCAAGUAAGCAAUUGGUUUAAGAACCGACGACAACGAGACAGAUCGCCUACAAACGAUGCCAAUCAUCAAAGCAAAGGUGAUGGACUCGAGUUCGUCGAUGAGGUCACUGUUGCCGACCGACCAUUCGUUCCCAUCGAGUGA